This is a messenger RNA of Copidosoma floridanum, 1655 nucleotides long. Its product is annotated as calmodulin. The record is from RefSeq and is a predicted model, not a curated record. Gene Ontology annotation, cellular component: myosin II complex. Lineage: Eukaryota; Metazoa; Arthropoda; Insecta; Hymenoptera; Encyrtidae. Gene Ontology annotation, molecular function: calcium ion binding.
GCAAGCUCAUACGGGCAAACUCGUGGGUGAGACGCGGAGCAGUCUUACGGCCGACGUUUUCUCGACGAGAGGCACACGACGUUAAAAUACACUUUGCUCUCACUCAGGCACGCGUUAUUAUUAUCAUUGUUAAUAUAUAUUAAUAUUAUUAUCACAGUGCAAACUCGCCGCUGCAAGUUUCGCUCGUAAGCCUCGGUUUUUCUAUAACAAUAUAUAUGUAUAUGCAUAAUACCUAAGUAUUGCGACUAAGGAGACGACGGUUUCAGGGUUUACGACCUACAUUUGGCGGCAGUGCAAUUUUUCUUGUACACAUAUAAGUAAUAUCUCUCCUCAAAUAACUUGUACUCAUCUUACAUGUGGUGUAUUACACACGUUGUCGCGCUUCUGCUCCGAAAGCUCUAACGGAAACACACCGUACUUUGCUUUUGUGCAUUGGAUCUAGUGAGACAUUAAGGAUAAUAAUAAAUAAUAAGUAUUAUCAUUAUUUACUCUUAAUACUUGUGUGUGCCGUCGCAGCAGCAGAGAGACUCGUUAAAAAGAGAAAGAGCAAGAGAAAAGGACAAGACGACAAACUCGCCGCGCGCACGGAAAACAUAGACGCACGUCGUUCGGCGGCUUGCUAUACAGUCUUGCACAGUAGUAGCGGUUCGUCUGUUGGUGGUGCGUGUACGCACGUCUUCGUAAUAUAUAUAAUUAUAUACGCCUAUAGUGUAUAAUAUAUUCUAACCUCUUCUUGUCUCUCUGCCCGCCUUUGCCCCUCUCUCGCGCUCAAUCUUCCAGCAGCAGAAAGAUUGGCUUGCACCUAUAUAUACGUUUAUAUAGUAUACUUCUUCGCUUUCCAAGUGGGCAUUGUCUCCGAGUUUCUGCUUAAAAUUUCUUGGGAGCGAGCAAGAAAAACAUUGUAAUUUAUUGUCUGGCUCUGCGGUACUCUCGCAACAGAGGAAGACGGAAAGUGUGCUAACAAGCAGCAGCAGCAGCAGCAGCAGUUCUCGAAGAGGACGUAGAGAGGGAGUUCCGGUUCGUCGGACCCGCGCGCACGCAGCGGCACAGUAGAGGUUAAGGAUCGUCGAGGAGCUUUAACCGCACCGCGAGCAGCACACACAGCAAUGGCUGACCAAUUGACGGAAGAACAGAUCGCCGAGUUCAAGGAGGCGUUCUCGCUGUUCGACAAGGACGGCGACGGCACCAUCACCACCAAGGAAUUGGGCACGGUCAUGCGCUCCUUGGGACAGAACCCCACAGAGGCCGAGCUCCAGGACAUGAUCAACGAGGUCGACGCCGACGGCAACGGCACAAUCGACUUCCCCGAGUUCUUGACAAUGAUGGCGCGUAAGAUGAAGGACACGGACAGCGAGGAGGAGAUCAGGGAGGCCUUCAGGGUGUUCGACAAGGACGGCAAUGGCUUCAUAUCGGCGGCCGAGCUGAGACACGUCAUGACAAACCUGGGUGAGAAGCUCACCGACGAGGAGGUCGACGAAAUGAUCCGGGAGGCGGACAUCGACGGCGACGGCCAGGUUAAUUACGAAGAAUUCGUCACAAUGAUGACAUCAAAGUGAAUCAACUAAUGUGCUUGGGAUAACUCGCGACUAAGAGUAGUGUUGAGGUACUAAAAUAAUUGUCAAGAGGAAAGAAAAAGAAAGAAAAAAAAAAAAAAA